CCCGGAGCGGCGUGUGAUUGGCUGGCGGUCUGGGGCCUCCGUACCCGGCCUGGGCGGCGCGGAUGAGGCCUGAGGCGGCGGCGCGAGGCAGCAUGGUCUGAGACGGUGAACAUGGACUUUUCUCGGCUGCACACGUACACCCCGCCCCAGUGUGUGCCGGAGAACACUGGCUACACCUACGCACUCAGUUCAAGUUAUUCUUCUGAUGCACUAGAUUUUGAGACUAAGCACAAACUGGAUCCUGUAUUUGAUUCUCCAAGAAUGUCCCGCCGUAGUCUUCGCCUGGUCAUGAGCGCAUACAGCACUGACAGUGGCCAGGCUGGGGACACACACUCCAGCAGCAGCAGGGCUGUGAUGCUCAAGGACAGAGCAGCCAGAUCAGUAAAGCAGCGCAGAAGCGCAAGCAAGCCGGCUUUUAGUAUCAACCACCUGUCCGGGAAGUCUGUAUCCUCUGGCAUCAGCCAGGACAGCUCUUGCAGCCUGCAGGGCACUUCAGCUCUGCGGCCUCCUGUACUGGACGAGUCUCUGAUCUGUGAGCAGACCAAAGUGGACCACUUCUGGGGUCUUGAUGAUGAUGGUGACCUUAAAGGUGGAAAUAAGGCCGCCACUCAGGGAAAUGGCGACCUGACCAUAGAUGCAGCCUCCCGCAAUGGGUACACGUGCCCAGACUGCAGCAUGCUCUCAGCACGCACAGAUGCACUCACAGCCUGCACUGCCACCCCUGGGCCCACCUCCAGGGUGUACUCCAGGGAGAAGAACCUGAAACGCGGUGCGUUGUUCUACAUGGAUAGGAUUUUGUGGCUGGCCAAGUACACAUCAUCGUCCUUCUCAUCAUUCUUAGUGCAACUUUUUCACGUGAUUUUCCUGAAGCUCAAUUAUGAACCAGAAAAUUACAAAUUGACAAGUUAUCAGUCAAAAGAUUGUGAAUCAGAAAGCUAUGAGUCAAAAAGCCAUGAAUCAACAGUGCAUCACAGUUACUGUGGGAGGAUGUCUGGCAGAGAGCUUUCCAGAGAGGAUGGCCACGCCAGUGUGGACGGGGCAUCCCUGUGCGAUGACUGUAAGGGGAAGAAGCUCCUUGGGAUGCAUGCAGCCGUCCACUUGAAGCCGGCCAGGCCACCCCUGGUGGCUGGGGUCGUGGGGCACCUCUGUGCCUCUGCAGGUCACCUUGUGAUGCAGACACUGAGAAGGAUUGGAGCUGCAGGCUGGUUUGUUUCCCAGACACUGUGGUCGGCCCUGUUGCUGGCCAUUGCUGCUCCAGGGAAGGCAGCCUCCAGAACCUUCUGGUGGCUAGGGGUUGGAUGGUACCAGUUUGUUACUUUGAUUUCUUGGCUGAAUGUGUUUCUUCUUACAAGGUGCCUUCGAAAUAUUUGCAAGAUUCUCCUCUUGCUCCUCCCACUAUUACUCCUACUAGGUGCCGGCCUCUUCCUGUGGGGCCAAGGUGACUUCCUCUCUCUCCUGCCUGUGUUGAACUGGACAGCUGUGCUCCCAGCACAGAGGGUGGAUGAUCCCUCAGAUGUGCUUAAGCCUGGGCCUUCUCACCCAGGCUCGCCUCUGCAGGCUGAAGACCAAGCUGCACGAUGGCGCUGGGAGAGUGACAUGGGGCAGCAGGUGGCCUCUUUGUCUGCACAGUGCCACAGCCAUGAUGAGAAGCUCAGGGAACUAACAGUCUUACUCCAGAAACUGCAAGUGCGGGUAGACCAGAUGGGCGAUGGCAGGGAGGAGCUGUCAUCCUGGGUUCAGGACGUGGUCAGGCAGCACAUGAAGGACAUGGAGGCUGCCGAACCACCAGGAACUAAGACUGACUUUAUGACUUUGUUCCAUGAACAUGAAGAACGCCUCUCAAACCUGGAAGAUGUUCUUAGAAAGCUGAAAGGAAAAUCUGAGGCCCUCCAGAAGGAACUAGAAGAGACCAGGCUGAGGGCAGUCAGUGAGGCAGAGGAGCAUCCCUUACUGUCCCGUGUGCAGCGUCUGGAGCUGGAGCUGGCCACGCUGAGAUCACAGUUGUCGGACUGGCAGAGUCUGAAGGCCAGCUGUGAGCAGGUUGAUGCCCAGGUCAGAGAAACCAUCCAGCUCAUGUUUUCCGAGGGCCAACAUGGAGGCUCCCUCGAGUGGCUGCUGCAGAAAUUUUCUUCUCGGUUCGUGAGCAAGGAUGAGUUGCAGGUGUUGUUACAAGACCUGGAGUUGCAGGUGCUGAAGAACAUCAGCCACUAUAUCACAGAGACAGGACGGGCACCGACAUCUGAAACUAUUGUGUCUGCUGUGAGUGAGGCAGCGAUUUCUGGCAUCACAGAAGCGCAAGCCCGCGUCAUUGUGAACAAUGCUCUCAAGCUCUACUCCCAGGAUAAGACUGGCAUGGUGGACUUCGCUCUGGAAUCUGGUGGUGGCAGCAUCCUGAGCACCCGCUGUUCAGAGACCUACGAGACCAAGACAGCACUGCUGAGCCUGUUUGGAAUCCCGCUGUGGUACUUCUCCCAGUCGCCCCGGGUGGUAAUCCAGCCUGACAUUUACCCGGGGAACUGCUGGGCAUUCAAAGGUUCCCAGGGAUUCCUGGUGGUGCGGCUCUCCAUGCUGAUUCACCCAACUACGUUCACUGUGGAGCACAUACCCAAGACGCUGUCGCCCACAGGCAGUAUCUCCAGUGCCCCUAAGGACUUCGCAGUCUACGGCUUGGAGAGUGAGUAUGAGGAAGAGGGGCAGCUGCUGGGCCAAUUCACCUAUGACCAGGAUGGGGAGUCACUGCAGAUGUUCCACACGCCGGAGAGGCUUGACAGAGCGUUCCAGAUUGUUGAGCUCCGGAUCCUGUCCAACUGGGGCCACCCAGAGUACACCUGCUUGUACCGGUUCCGAGUCCACGGAGAGCCUGCCAAGUAGAGACCCGCUCUGUAGAUGUGUGUAUAUAGCAGGCUGCCUCGGGGGACAGGAACAUGGCUCCCCAUCAAUAAACAACCAGGUGGCAGGGGGUGUCUGCAGGGCCCCAGUGCAGGUCUCUGCAGACUCCUUUGAAUGUAUGGCUCUCACACGCACUGUUUUAGGGAUUUGUUUCUGAGCAUGGAGCUAGCUGUUGUCUCCCAACCCUGGGGAGCAGCGCUGGGCAGAGCAAGCAGAGCCCUGGCUCUGCCCAGCUCCAAGCACUUCAGGAUGCAGAUGUCUGUCUGCUAAACCACAUUUUUUUCAGGGAAAACUGUCACCAAAUCUUCAGUCUGAGCCCAUUCUACAGGGCUUUUCCUCCUCACAGCAGGCCUGGGGAUCCCAGGUAGGAAGGGGCUAAGGGCUUUGGUGAAAGUUGAGAUGAGUGUGACCCUAAAGGGGACAGUGCCCAUCAGGCUCCCCCCUUCCCCCCCCCCCCCCCAGUUCAAACACAAACCAAGACCUGUCACUCUCUGGUAGAUUCAUCUGAGGGGACACCAAGGUGCCCAGCACUCUGGGGCCAGCUUCUACCAGCCCUGUGCAUUUGGUCACCCUGUGACUACUGCUGAGACUCAGUGUGGUUAUAAUUAAUAUUUAAUGUUUGGGCAGUUUUAUGAGCAGACUUUAUAUAAUUAAGAUAGCUGCAAGGCACUUAAGAACUGCUUCACUGGUUCAGCCAGCAGGGUGACAGCAGCCUCCCCUCCCCCCCGCUGUGCCUACCAGUUGUGGGGAGUCAGGCUACCGGAUGCUGACCUUCACAGACCUUCACGUGCCGCAGGUUGCAUAUAAGGCAGAAUUUCCUAGAUAAAACACAAUUUCGCACUUGGGGUGGAGAUAUUUUGAAUAUUUAUUUUUAAAGAUGCGAGAUAGGACUUUGUGCAAUGUAUUUUUGUAAAUGCUUUUCAGAAUAUUUGUCUUUGGUAGUGCCUCUACUGCCACUAAAUUGAUGCUAUUGAGAUGUUUAAAUAAAGAGUUUUAAUUUUGAAAAGUG
Molecule: messenger RNA, 3898 nt
Organism: Perognathus longimembris pacificus (Pacific pocket mouse)
Lineage: Eukaryota; Metazoa; Chordata; Mammalia; Rodentia; Heteromyidae
Gene: Sun1
Product: Sad1 and UNC84 domain containing 1
Exons: 23
Coding region: 112-2871 (919 amino acids)
Biological process (GO): nuclear envelope organization
Cellular component (GO): meiotic nuclear membrane microtubule tethering complex; nuclear envelope
Molecular function (GO): protein-membrane adaptor activity
Source: RefSeq, a predicted model, not a curated record